UUGAAGGGCUUCAAACAUCUGGCGUUUUAAGACAUCUGAAAGACUUUUGCCAGAUGUUAGAUAUUUUGACAUUAAUUUAAUUAUCUAAUUCGAGGGCAGUUUACUUUAAUAGGAGGAAAUGGAUUGCAUCAGGAAUUCUAAUUCGUUCCAGAAUGACGUCAAAGAUCAGGCUAUUAAAACUUACUCUGUCAUAUGGAAUAAGAAAAUGCAAUCGGAAAUUGGGCUUGAAAAAUUCCAGAAAAUUAUUGAAAGGAAAUACAAAAUAAAAUUUGAGUCUUAUUGGGAUCUUCACAAAUGGUCAGUGGAAAAUUUCUCCGGUUUUUGGAAGGAAAUGUGGAAUUUUUUUGACAUUAUUGCUUCUAAGCCAUACGAAGAGGUUUUUAGGAAAACUGGAACCGGUAUCUUAGAUAAUGAAUGGUUCUGCGGAGCAAAAUUUAACAUGGCUGAAAUCUUUCUCAGAAUUCGAAAUAACAGAAUUGCGCUAUCAUAUUCUGAUGAAUUCGAAAACAAAGGUGAAAUGACAUUUGCAGAAAUGUUCGAAGAGGUAAAACGCUUUGCCGCAGCUUUUCGAAAGCAUGGUUUAGGUAAAGGAGAAAGAAUAGGAGGAUAUAUUUCAAAUAUCAAGGAAGCUCUUUUCGCAUUUCUGGCGGCCCUAAGCAUUGGUGCCAUUUGGGGAGCAGCCAUGCCUUACUUGGGACCUCGAGCGGUAUCCAACAUGAUGAAAGUGAUCCAGCCCAAAUUCAUCAUAGUAGUGGAUUAUUUCCUUUACGGCGAAGAGGAAUUCUUCCCUAUUGAAAAUCUAACCACAGUCACUGAAGGUCUUACAAAUUUGGAAAAAGUUAUUAUUGUGCGCCAGACUGAAAAUACAAGUUAUCAAAAUCUUUCCAGUAUUCCAAAAGGAGUCUUUCUAGAAGACUUUUUGGAGAGUGGAAGAGCUCCCGACGGCACGGUGCCCGAUCUGGUUUUCGAGCAACUUCCUCCAAGCCAUCCUGGCAUCAUCAACUUCACAUCCGGUACUACCGGCAUUCCGAAAGGGGUGGUACAUCCACAAGUGGCAUUCCUUGGAUUAAUGAGGGAUUAUGUUCUUCACUUGAAUUUGAAAAACGGCGAUGUUGUUGGUAAUUACAGUCCGGCUGGCUGGGCUGUUUGGAUCUAUCCCAUACCAAGUCUUGCUUUAGGGGUGAAGCAAUUCUUGUUUAACGGUUGUCCUACGUAUAGCAAAAACGGCCGAAAUAUCUGGAAUCAUUUAUCAGAAAAUAAAGUGACAUAUAUUUUCAUUUCAUCGGGGGAUACUAUUGAUAUGGAAAGCACGAAUAUUGUACCAGGUCUCAGUACGAAUCUCGAUUGCUUAAAAAUUAUCUCGUUGAGUGGGAGUCCACCUAAGCCUAGAAACUAUGAUUUUCUUCUUAACAAGGUGAAGAAAGAUAUGUAUGUUGGGAGCAUGUAUGGAGCCACAGAGACUUUUGGAACCUUCUCAGCGUACAAUCUCAAUAUGCCAGCUUAUGCUUGUGAGAGCCAAGUUCCUGCGUUGGGAGUGAACUUGCAUUGUUUCGAUCCAAAAGGCAAUUCUGUUAUUGAUUAA
This is a messenger RNA of Argiope bruennichi, 1582 nucleotides long. RefSeq names its product acetoacetyl-CoA synthetase-like. The transcript is spliced from 14 exons. Gene Ontology annotation, molecular function: acetoacetate-CoA ligase activity. Lineage: Eukaryota; Metazoa; Arthropoda; Arachnida; Araneae; Araneidae. Gene Ontology annotation, cellular component: cytosol. Bases 119 to 1582 code for a protein of 487 amino acids. The record is from RefSeq and is a predicted model, not a curated record.